Molecule: messenger RNA, 2109 nt
Organism: Lathyrus sativus (Indian pea)
Lineage: Eukaryota; Viridiplantae; Streptophyta; Magnoliopsida; Fabales; Fabaceae
Source: the annotation of a GenBank genome assembly
AUGAAACAUGUUCGUCUCGAAAAGGCAAUUGAGUUGGAAGCUGUGCAUGAACAUCUGCAGGAACAUUGCAUUACAGAAGACACGGGUAUGGACACAUUUAGUGGAAUAACUCAAGAUUUCAAAGGAAGAAUAGAAUGUUACAAACAUGAUUGGAUUUGUGCAAUCAAUACUGGCAUCAGGAUACUGGCUCCAACUUUCUACAUAUUCUUUGCUUCUGCACUUCCAGUCAUUGCUUUUGGAGAACAGCUUAAUAGAGAUACAGGUGGAAGCUUGAGCACAGUUGAAACAUUGGCAUCAACUGCUAUUUGUGGAGUUAUCCACUCAAUAUUUGGUGGUCAACCUUUGUUAAUUGUAGGAGUUGCUGAACCAACUUGUCUCAUGUACACCUAUCUAUACAAUUUUUGCGUAAAAACACCAGAGUUAGGUGCUAAGCUUUUUUUGGCUUGGGCUGCUUGGGUCUGUGUCUGGACAGCAUUGCUGCUGAUUCUGCUGGCAAUUUUCAACGCGUGUAAGAUUAUAAGUAGGUUUACUAGGAUUGCAGAAGAACUAUUUGGCAUGCUAAUUACUGUGCUUUUCUUUCAACAGGCUGUAGAGGGAGUCCUAACUGAGUUCAAGAUACCGAAGGCUGCAGAUCCCUCGUUAGAAGAAUAUCAAUUUCAUUGGCGGUAUAUAAAUGGAUUACUUUCAAUCAUUUUCUUUUUCGGGUUAAUUUUCACUGCCAUGUUAAGCAGAAAAGCAAGAAAAUGGCGAUACGGAACAGGUGGCUUACGAGCCUUGGUUGCAGAUUAUGGUGUUCCAAUGAUGGUAGUGCUUUGGACUGCAAUAUCUUAUGCUGUGCCAGGCAAAGUUCCACCAACAGUCCCUAGAAGGUUGUUUUGUCCAUUUCCUUGGGAUCCUGCAUCUCUCUACCAUUGGACAGUAAUGAAGGAUAUGCUAAAAGUACCAUUGUUGUAUAUCUACGGAGCAUUUAUUCCGGCAAUCAUGAUAGCGGGUUUAUACUUUUUUGAUCAUAGUGUAGCUUCCAAGAUGGCUCAACAGAAGGAGUUCAACCUUCAAAAACCAUCUGCAUACCACUAUGAUGUUUUUCUCCUUGGAAUAAUGACUCUUAUUUGCGGUCUUCUCGGUCUUCCUCCAUCAAAUGGAGUCCUUCCUCAGUCUCCUAUGCAUACAAAGAGCUUAGCAAUUCUUAGGAGGCAGAUGAUUCGAAAGAAGGUGGUGAAAGGUGCCAAAGAAUGCAUUAGGAACCAAGGAACGAACGCUGAAUUAUAUGGAACGAUGCGCUCCGUGUUUAUAGAAAUGGAUGCAGCGCCUACCGCUAAAGAGUUGGAGAAUUUGAGGGAGGCUGUAAUGAAUACUAAUGCUGGUUCAAAGGAAAAGUUUGAUCCUGUAAAACAUAUUGAUUCCUAUUUGCCUGUUAGAGUCAAUGAGCAAAGAUUGAGCAACUUGUUGCAGGCUUUCUUUGUUGCCUUAUUACUAUUAGCUACAUCUCUUAUCAAAAGGAUACCGACCUCGGUUCUUUGGGGAUAUUUCGCCUACAUGGCAAUUGAUAGUCUUCCAGGGAAUCAAUUUUGGGAAAGAAUUUUGCUUCUUUUCAUCACCCCGAAAAGGCAGUACAAAGUUUUGGAAGGCUCUCAUUCAUCAUUUGUGGAGUCGGUACCAUUCAAGACAAUAGCAGGAUUUACAGUUUUACAGCUUCUAUACUUUUUCCUCUGCUAUGGUUUAACGUGGAUACCUGUUGGUGGAAUAUUGUUUCCAUUGCCUUUCUUCCUUCUCAUAAUGCUAAGAGAGAAAUUGCUUCCAACAUUAUUCAAGGCAAGCCAUCUUCAGGAACUAGACGCUUCUGAGUAUGAGGAAAUUGUCGGUGCUCCACUUGGACCGUACAAUAUACCACUAAUCGACAAAGAUACGCGUAAUAGUACUGACAGUGAUAGCGAAGAAGAAAAUGAUUAUGACGCGGAGAUUUUGGAUGAGAUGACAACUCAUAGAGGAGAGUUGAAAUUUAGAACAAUAAACCAAAAUGAUAAUAGAAGCUUCAACCGUAGCUUCAAUUAUCGCUACAAUGAUGACAGAAACUCUCAGGGUUACCCUGAUGAAACUAUCCGUAUAUGA